GCAAAAUUCAAUCUGAUAGAAUAGAGCUUUGACGUCCGCAAGGAACCCACACUCUCACUCUAAAACUCUCUCUCUCUCUCUCUCUCUCUCUCUCUCUCUCUCUCUCUCUCUCUCUCUCUCUCUAAAAGUACAGCUCAGAGCCUUAUGAGCUCUCCUCCCCUCUCCUCCAUCCGUCUCUAAUAACAGAGGACCAACACUUUACUCAACUUCACCGCUUUUCUAUUUCAAAGUGUACAUGUAAGCAUUUAUGCAAUACUCAGCCGGAUGACAGACAAUAAGUUAUCUUGAUGGAUAUCCGGCUUUUGUCUGACUCACUCUUUUACUAAUGCUAAGGGAGAAGAGCUGUACGGGUACUAUUAUAUCUAAUUCUUAUCAAUCGGGUGAAGCUUCGGCUGCUUCGCCCUGAAAUCUGCUUUCGUUAGAAAAUGCUGCCGCGAGGGGCUUCUACACCUCUUGGUAGUGCGCAGCCUGCCCCUACGUCACUGUUCCGAUCAAAUUCUAGUCUAUUGGGUGGUCAAGGAGGUUCAUUGCCGUCACAGGGCGGGUUUUCACCUAUGGUGUCUCCACGAACACAAUACGGAAACAUGAACGUAUUUGGUAAUUCUCCCAAUGUUGCAUCUCUACUGCAUCAGUCUUUUGGAAAUGGAGCUACUCAGAGGGGUCUUACUGAUAAUGGGGCUGAAACGGAUCCCUUAUCCAGCAUUGGUAACGGAAUGGGUUAUAAUACACCAUCAAAUUCCAAUACGACAUCUCAAGUUCAAGGACAACACUUUCCUAAUAGUACUGGGGACCAAAAUAUGACAGACCAACAAUCGCAACAGCUCGAUCCCCUUAAUUUCCAGCACAAUCAACAUGUUUCACAGUUUUCUAACAAUCCUGACAGUUCUCAAACACAGCAUCAACAGCAAUUUCAGUCAAUGAGAAGUGGUCUAGGAAAUGGUGCACCUGUUAAAGUGGAGCCGCAGGGCAUUAAUGAUCAAACGUCACAGCAUUUGCGAAAUCUAGCCGGAGUGAAACUGGAACCACAACAACAUCAUAAUAUGAGGAGUAUGGCAAAUGUCAAAUUGGAGCCUCAACAUUCUGACCCAUCUUUGUUUAUGCAACAACAACAACAUCAGCAGCAGCAGCAACAACAGUUUCUUCAAAUGUCCAGGCAGUCCCCUCAAGCUGCUGCUAUGGCCCAACUUUUGCAUCAGCAGAGAGUCAUGCAGUUCCAGCAGCAGCAACAACAACACCAGCAGCAGCUCUUGAAGGCUAUUCCUCAGCAAAGAACCCCACUUCAACCGCAGUUUCACCCACAAAAUCCGCCUAUAAGGUCUCCAACAAAACCUUAUUAUGAGCCUGGGAUGUGUGCACGCCGGCUGACUAAUUAUAUGUAUCAGCAGCAACACAGGCCUGAGGAUAAUAGCAUCGAGUUCUGGAGAAAAUUUGUAGCUGAGUAUUUUGCGCCAAAUGCUAAGAAAAAAUGGUGUGUCUCAAUGUAUGGAAGUGGUCGCCAGACAAAUGGUGUUUUCCCUCAGGAUGUGUGGCACUGCGAAAUAUGCAACCGUAAGCCUGGGCGUGGAUUUGAGGCAACUGUCGAGGUCCUGCCUAGACUCUUUAAAAUAAAGUAUGAAAGUGGUACUUUGGAGGAACUACUCUAUGUUGAUAUGCCCUGUGAGUAUCAAAAUUCAUCAGGUCAGAUUGUCCUGGACUAUGCCAAAGCAAUUCAGGAAAGUGUCUUUGAACAACUUCGCGUUGUUCGUGAUGGUCAGCUUCGAAUUGUAUUUUCACCAGAUUUGAAGAUAGUCUCUUGGGAAUUUUGUGCCCGUCGUCAUGAAGAGCUUAUACCAAGAAGAUUGUUGAUACCUCAGGUCAGCCAUCUAGGAGCUGCAGCUCAAAAAUAUCAAACUGCUACCACCCAAAAUGCAUCAUCUAAUAUCUCUGUUCCUGAGUUACAAAGCAACUGCAAUAUGUUUGUUGCCUCAGCUCGUCAAUUGGCAAAAGCUUUGGAAGUGCCAUUGGUUAACGAUUUGGGGUAUACUAAGAGAUACGUGCGCUGCCUUCAGAUAUCGGAAGUUGUCAAUAGCAUGAAAGAUUUAAUUGACUACAGCAGAGACACAGGGACCGGGCCUAUGGAGAGCUUAUCUAAGUUUCCUAGAAGGGCAAAUUUGUCACCUGGCACACAUGCUCAAUCUCAGCAGCACUCUGAAGAGGAUCAGCAGUCACAACAACAGAAUAUGGGUCGUCAGAACACCACUAACAAUGAUCAUACCUCUGCUUCACAGAUACAACUUGCGUCAGGAAAUGGUCUGCCAAGCGCCAACGGCCCUUUGAGCCCAGCACCCACUACCUCCUCUAGUAGUAACAUUGCCGGGCAACUUCUCCACAACCAAAACUCCUCCAUGAACAACCCUAGAGGGCACCAAACCGCCAGUCCCUACAGUGGGACCCCAGCAGCACUUCAAAUGCCUUCCCCUAGCAACUCUAAUCCUUCUCAGUUCCAUCCUCUGACUCCUCCGUCUUCUAAUAGCAACCACCCACCACAAACUUCACAUGCUUUAUUAUCAUCACACAUCAACUCUGCAAGUUCCCCAGGUGACAACAUCAUGGUGGGUGCAACAAACGAGUCCCAGAGCUCUGUGCAGAAAAUCAUAAACGAAAUGCUGAUGUCUUCUCAUCUUACGGGGAAUAAUAAUGACAUGAAAAGUGUGAAUGGGGCCUCAGGAGCAAACAAUAACUCUGCUGUGCUUAACGGCAGUGGUUGCCUUGCGGGAAUGAAUGGCAGUACAAUGGGCAUUGGAUUCAGGAACUCAGGAAGCAGCCAGGGUGGCAUGGUUCGAAAUGGAUCUGUGAAUGGUGGACGGGUAGGCAUGUCUUCCAUGGGUGUGAAUCAUCCCCAGCAACAGGAUUUCCAGGGAAAUCAACUGCUCAAUGGUCUCGGAUCUGUCAAUGGUUUUAACAAUCUUCAGUUUGAUUGGAAAACAUCUCCUUAAUUACUCGAUGUUUCUCAAGUGCUAAAGUAUUUGGCUGUGCUGUUCUUGAGUUGAGAGAGAUGAAUCAGUGGAUCAUUCAGUCGGUUACCAUAUUCUCUGUAAGUUAUUGUGGAGUAUUAUCUAAUCAUAAUGAAUAGAUAUUCUGAUGUUUGGUGUUGGUUUUCCUUGGAACGAAAGGUGUAAGGAAAAAAAGAAAGAGUAUAGUACAGUCUGGAAUGUGAAAUGUUACUAACUUUAGUUUUGUUUGCUUUUACCAAUUACGUAGCGGCUAGCUUUGAGGAGAAAAUUUUAGGACAAUUGGGUUACCACCUUUACGUUCUGUCUCUGUCCAAUCUGCAGAGCAUUAUAUAUACUCCGUAUGAAGUUAUGUACAUAAAUAUAUUCUGGUCUGGAUCAUCACUAUUUGCUGGAAGCAAUUUUUAUUGUAGAGUUCUCGA
This is a messenger RNA of Cuscuta europaea, 3412 nucleotides long. Lineage: Eukaryota; Viridiplantae; Streptophyta; Magnoliopsida; Solanales; Convolvulaceae. The record is from the annotation of a GenBank genome assembly.